CUCGUCCGCUUUCCCCUUCCUGCUUUCCUCUCCCUCGCUUCCUGCCUCUCUCUCCCCUGCAAAGAUGGACCCGCGGCGCCUGUAACAAAGACCCGGCCGGCGCCCUCCUUCCUCCCGACCGCCGCUCCGUGGGCCUCCUCUGCCGCCGCCGGGCUCGGGUUCGCCCCCUUGGCUGGCGGGGGAAGGAGUAGGAGGAGGGGGGCCGCUCUCUUUCUCGCCUCCUUCCCCCGGGACCCCCUGGGGCCGCAGGAGCCCUCUCCCCUGCCCCAUGCCUUGCUGAGAGAGGCCAUGGGAGCCCCGCUUUUCCACCCUGCAGCUGCUGGGAAGGGGCUGCCCAGUCGGUAGGGACUGAAAAAGACCCCCACCAUCAUUUCCCCCAUUCAGCAUCUCUCCCUAUUCUUUGUUUUGUUUUUCCCCAUUGGAAGCAAUCUUUCCCUCCAAUUCAACCCUUGCAGUGGAUCCUUCCUUCCUUUCCUUCUUAUCCACCUUCUUAAGAUAUACAUUUCAAUUAAUAUUCCCUGGACCCUUUCUUCCUUCCCUUCUUAAGACGUACAUUUCAGUUAAUACUUCCUUUUUGGGAUCUCUAGUUUUGCAGGGGCUUUCCUGGAGCCUGUAGCUUUCCAAGCAGAGGACUAGGCUGAGAUUGUGAAACUUUUUUCCCCUCCCCUCCCUCCCAAAAGCCCAUAAACAUAGCAACCAUCUUUUCCAUACUUUUCUGGAUUCCACUCUUCUCUCCUCCUUGCAGAUCCACAUUGCAAAAUUCCAGAUUCCAAGGCAAUAGGCCCCUUCCCUCUGUAUUUUGAAGUGAACUUCUGAUAUUGACCCCCAUAUUCCUGAUUCCAAGGGUCAUCACUAAUUCUUUUUCUCUCUCCUACUUGCAGACCCACCUUGCAAAGAUUCUGCCCUCUUUUAUCCAUCCAAAAAGGCCCUUUCCCUCUGUAUUUUGAAGUGCACUUCUGAUAUUGACCCCUAUAUUCCUGAUUCCAAGGGUCUGAACUAAUUCAUUCUCUCUCCUACUUGCAGACCCACAUUGCAAAGAUUCUGCCCUCUUUAUCAAUCCAAAAAGGCCCUUUCCCUCUGUAUUUUGAAGUGCACUUCUAAUAUUGACCCCUAUAUUCCUGAUUCCAUCGCUAAUUCACAUUCAUUUAUGCCCCCUAAAGUGUUGGAAAAGAGAGCCCGAGCUGCCUGUUACAUUUCCAGACAUCUUCCUAAGCUUCCAAAAGGGAAAUAAAUAAAUUCUCCAUAUCUCUGCUAUAUACUGAGAUAUAUUUUGAUCGUUCGCAUUUUUAACGUAAUUGUUUAUUCUGCAGAAAUCUCAUUGAACAGUUGUUAUUCAGUAAUAAAUGCCUCAUCUCUCUGCUAGAUACAUUUCGAGUUAGUUCGCAUUUCUAAUUCAUUGUUUAUUUUGCGGAAAUCUCAUUGAAUUGUUGUUAUUUGGACUGUCCAGUCGAGCAAUCCUCUCCAACUGAUUUUUCUACAGUCCAGAUGCCCGCGAAUCCGCUUGGACUCUUAUUUUGAGACAUUUGGACUCUUAUUUUGAGACAUGAUCCUUUUCUUUUUGCAACCCAGCAUUCUGAACUUCAUGUCGUCCUUCAUAGAAAACUCUUAAAAACUAGCGAGAAAAGUAUUCCCCAAAUCGUAGGGCAAUGGUUUAGAUCAAAGUAGGGUUUCUCGCAUCUGAAUUCCCCCCAAAUUGAAAAACAAAAACCCACCAACUUUCAAACUGAUCCAUCAUCAAAAGAUAAAUCGGACCGACAUUUCCAGCAAUUAUUUAGGGGAUUUCUUAUUCUCAAAGUACCCCAAGAUCCCGUUGUUUGUUGUAAGAUGGUAGAACUUUAGAGAGACCUGGAAACCGAGUCCAGAGAAACCCUAAAAACAAGUCCGUAUUUAGAUAGAUUCUUGAAAGCCCGUAAUUUUUGAGCACCUAGGUUUCUUUGCUAGUCACCCUCAAAAGUCUUGCAUAAUUCUUUGGAAAGAUACCGUGAAGUUCUUUCUUGACCCACAAGAGCACAUCACACUUUCAAUACUGGAAACAAGCAACCUCCCUCGCCGAAUAGCAUCCAGAUCUGAUAUUUAUUUCCUUGCGUCCAAUGGCUUUUCAGGACCCCAAUCAUCCCUUGCAAGCUCAGCUUUGUAGCAAUGUUUUUGGGGCUCUGACCGGGCUCAUCCAACCCCCCUUAGCGGCUGGGCUGGGUGGCGGGCAGAAGUAUUAUUGCAAUAAUGGCAUACAGAUAGCCUCUCCGCAACAACAGCAAGCGGCGCCCGGUAGCGCGGUGAUGGUCGAGCCGGAACCUGACCGGCCCAUUGGUUAUGGUGCUUUUGGCGUGGUAUGGUCAGUGACAGAUCCCCGCGACGGAUCUCGAGUUGCACUCAAAAAGAUGCCCAACGUUUUCCAGAACUUGGUCUCUUGCAAACGGGUCUUCAGAGAGCUGAGAAUGCUCUGUUACUUCAAGCAUGACAACGUCCUCUCAGCGUUGGACAUUCUCCAGCCUCCACAAAUAGACUGUUUUGAGGAAAUUUACGUCAUCACUGAGUUGAUGCAAAGUGACCUUCACAAAGUCAUCGUGUCUCCACAACCUCUCAGCGCUGAUCACAUCAAGGUCUUUCUCUAUCAGAUCCUCAGGGGGCUGAAAUAUUUGCACUCUGCUGGUGUUCUUCACCGGGACAUCAAACCUGGGAAUUUACUGGUCAACAGCAACUGUGUCCUCAAGAUUUGUGACUUUGGUUUGGCCCGGGUAGAGGAGCCCGAUGAGUCCCAGCACAUGACUCAAGAAGUGGUAACUCAAUAUUACCGGGCCCCUGAAAUCCUGAUGGGGACCAGACACUAUGGCCGCCCCAUUGAUAUUUGGUCUGUGGGCUGCAUCUUCGCUGAACUCCUUGGCAGGCGUAUCCUCUUCCAGGCUCAGAGCCCUAUUCAGCAGCUGGACCUGAUCACAGACCUCUUGGGGACACCUCCUGCUGCCGCCUUGCAUUCAGCCUGCGAAGGGGCCCGGGCCCACAUCCUGCGUGGGAAUCACAAGCCACCGUCGCUGUCUGUCCUUUACAUGCUCUCAGGAGAAGCCACCCAUGAGGCCGUCCAUUUGCUCUGCCGGAUGCUGGUCUUUGACCCGGCCAAGAGGAUCUCUGCCAAGGAUGCGCUCUCCCACCCCUACCUGGAUGAGGGGCGGCUGCGUUACCACACCUGUAUGUGCACCUGCUGCUUUUCCGUCUCCUCGGGUCGAGUCUACACCAGUGACUUUGAGCCCCGGGCCGACCCCAAGUUUGAUGGCUCUUAUGAGAAGAGCCUCACCUCUGUCUGGCAGGUCAAAGAACUGGUGCACAGGUUUAUCUUGGACCAACAACGAGGGAAGCGGGUCCCACUCUGUAUCAACCCCCAGUCGGCUGCCUUCAAAACCUUCAUUCGCUCCACAGCGUGGCACUCUUCCAAAGUCUCCAAAAAGGAAGAGAGAUGAAGGUGACAAUUUUUAACAGAGAAAAAGGGAAAAGAAGGGAGACUGGAAAAAGAAAAGAAUGAAGAAGGCAGACGAGCUUCCUGUUGGGAGACAAAACGAAAGAGAGAGAAAAAAGAGAAGAGCCACUGUUCUUAAUCCUGCACUCUUGAAUAUUUUGACUCAUGGACAGACUUUUGGGAUGGGGUUGGGGAAUGACAAUGUCUUUUUUAAUGAUUAUGAUUAAUAUUAUUUGUGGUGGAAUGGUUAGGAAGAGAUUCUUUUGGCAUUGAUUGGUGUCUUUUGCUCCCUCCACCGUUCCUGUUCUGCACUGGAAAACCCUGUAGGUUGUAGGUCUCUUCCUCGUAGGACCUCCUUGCCUGCCCAAAUCUGCACUGGACCUGACACACUUGCAUUCCCCCCUCAUCUUCCCCAGUUAGCCUUUCCUUGUGAUCCUGUGUGUGGGCUGCAUCUUGCCACAUCCAAAGGGGAAGUGACGUAGGAGUGGAUAUAUUUGUGACACUUCUUUCAACCUCUCCUUCCCCCUGCUCUUGAAUCUGCAAUUGAAUCAGUGAGUAAUAGCCCUGUCCCUUAUCUGGCUGUGUUUGCCUAUUCCUCUCUGCAAAACAAUGCCCUCCAAAUAAGGGGUAUUGUAUUUUAAUUUUUUUACAUUGGGACAUACUCUAGAAUCCCAAUUCUUUUUUAAAAAAAUUAAAUAUACCACUAGGUUGUAUGUGAGGUCAAUGUUCUCACUUUUUGGGACUUUGAAAAAAGGGCCUAAAAAGGUCAGAAACAUAAUUAAAUUGCCCUCUGCACCCACUAAUGAGUAUUUUGGGGGGACCAAACAUUCAAAUGUAGAAUUGUAUGUGGAUGGUAGCCCUCAAAGCUUCCCUGAGUAAAUCCUGAUAAUUUGCCAGGUCAUUUCUUGGAAACUUUUGGCAUUCAAGAUGUUUUGGCCUACAUUUCCCAUUAGACUCAUCCAGCAUGGGUGGAAAAUGUGGCCUGUUCUUGCCUUAGAUCACUGGUUCUCAACCUGUGGGUCCCCUGAUGUUUUGGCCUACAACUCCCAGAAAUCCCAGCCAGUUUACCAGCUGUUAGGAUUUCUGCGAGUUGAAGGCCAAAACAUCUGGGGACCCACAGGUUGAAAACCACUGCCUUAGAUGCUCCAAAAGUAACUUUCUAAGCUGAUUUUUUGCCAUUCCUUGCAAUCUGGAAGAUGAUUCCAAUGUCAAUAGAUUAUGAAUCCACUCUUAGUGAACUUGAACUAUCCAAUGUGCUGGAUCCAUUUUAUUGAAAGGGUACAAUAAUUUCAAUAGUAUGGUUUUAGUCUAGACUAGAACCUGAAGCCAAUAGCCUUCAGAGAUACAUCGAAUUGCAUAUACUGAGAACUAUGAAGAAAAGCACAUUGGGAAGUGGGUGCUUGGGCUAUAUAUAGCAGUGGUUCCCAAUGUAUUUUUAAAGGCUUUCAUGGCCAGAAUCACUGGAUUGUUGUGAGUUUUCCGGGCUGUAUGUCCAUGUUCCAGAAGCAUUCUCUCCUGACGUUUCGCUUGCAUCUUUGGCGGGCAUCCUCAAAGGUUGUGGGGUCUCUUGGCAACUAGGAAAACAGGGCAAGCUAAUCACCCAACAAAGAAUUUCACCAGGCAGUGAGAAGCCAGACCUUGAAACUCCUGAGUCAUUAAAUGCUAGUCAAGGUGGCCAAUUGAAACAUUCACACCUACCUCGAAAGACAAGAGUUCUUUCUCCCACCCUGGAUAUUCCCAGAUAUAAACCCAAUUUUCCUAGUUUCCAACAGACCUCACAACCUCUGAGGAUGCCUGCCGUAGAUGCAGAUGAAACAUCAGGAGAGAAUGCUUCUGAAACAUUGCCAUACAGCCCGGAAAACUCACAACAACUUAGUGGUUCCCAACCUUUGGGCCUCCAGGUGUUUUGGACUUCAACACCCAGAAAUCCCAACCAGCUUACCAGCUGUUAGCAACUGUGGGAGCUGAAGUCCAAAACACCUAGAGGCCCAAAGUUUGGGAACGACUGAUAUAUAGAGUAGUGGGUCUUGACUUCAUUGCUCUCUAUGUUUAGGACUUUGGGCUCCCAGAAUCUCUGACCAUUUGACGUACAGGCGGGACUUCUGGGAGCUGGAGUCCAAAAUACCUAGAGGAACCAACAUUUAAGGACUACACAUAGAGAAAUAUAUACAAUGCCUCCCUUGAGUACUGUUUGGGUGCCUCCCCAGAACCGCAGCUGGAGUGGGCAAGACCGAGAAGUUACUUUUUCUGGGUGUAUUUGGGGCGUUGUAGACCUUCAAACAGUAAUUAUCCUCUCCAAUGUUCUGUUCCUUUUACCACUUUUAUAUUUCAAUUUGCUAUCAAGAUGAAUCUAAAGCCACUUGGAGUUCCCUCUAAAGUUCAGUAAGUCCUUCCUCCUACCAUUAAAAUAGUUCCACUCCCUGCAGCCAGAUUAUUCCCUUUGCCUUUUCCUCCCCAACAGCUCAUGUUAUUCAAUGUAUUCCUUCACUUUUGUCAUACCCUUUCAAAAAUCUACCUCUAUCUUCCUUGUAGUCAUUUUUUUUGAAAAAACACUCUUUUGGUGCAUUAAUUUGUUGACAUUUUUGUUUUCCUCGUGUUUGUUUUUCUUUUUAAAAAAAAUAGCUGGUGGGUGUUUCAUUCUAAUUGUUUUUGUUUGGUUUGGUUCAUUUCCUUUAUUUAUGGUUACAGCAGUUUUUAUAUACUUGUUCAAGUUCUGAGCACGUGUUUGUCUGUGCGUAAAUAUAUAUAAAUAUAUUCUACCCUCGUCCCUGGAAAAGAAAAAAAAAACCAACCUGAAAACUUGAACUGUCUUGGCUGUAAUAAUCCCCUCUCCCCUAAUUUAAUCAUGCUCCCUGGUAGCUGAAUUAAAUUUAUGCUGUGUAA
Messenger RNA from Anolis sagrei ordinatus, 6331 nucleotides. Its product is annotated as serine/threonine-protein kinase NLK2-like. Gene Ontology annotation, molecular function: ATP binding; MAP kinase activity. Gene Ontology annotation, biological process: intracellular signal transduction; protein phosphorylation. NCBI's taxonomy places the organism in Eukaryota, Metazoa, Chordata, Lepidosauria, Squamata, Anolidae. Gene Ontology annotation, cellular component: nucleus; cytoplasm. The record is from RefSeq and is a predicted model, not a curated record.